Messenger RNA from Glossina fuscipes, 1596 nucleotides. RefSeq lists its product as uncharacterized. Lineage: Eukaryota; Metazoa; Arthropoda; Insecta; Diptera; Glossinidae. The record is from RefSeq and is a predicted model, not a curated record. The transcript has a single exon. Bases 1 to 1596 code for a protein of 531 amino acids.
AUGGAUGAUCAAACGGAAUUAAAAACUGGAGUUGAUGCCGUGCAAUGCUCCAGCAAAAAACUUGAUAAAGCGCUAUUAGCUUUAAAGGUUCGUCGUACGGUGACCGAACACCAAAUUGACCGUGUCAAUGAUUUUGUAAAACGUAUACAAGAAGAUUCAAGUAGCGUUUCUUUAGAUGAAUUAAAUAUAAGGCUCAAAGAUUUAGACAGUGCUUUUGAUGCUUUCGACAAAGUUCAGAGAAAAAUUGAAGAGAAGGAUUUUGAUGAAAUCUCUCAACCAAAUAGAUCAAAAUGUGAGGAAUUAUAUUACUGUACAGCAAUAACGUUAAAAGUGUAUAUAUCAAGACUCAACAAUUCAGAUUCGAACCAAACAAUUCAUGUUUCCCAUGCGAUAUUAUCUGAUGAAAAAUACGACACUGUAAAACUGCCAAAAAUCGAAUUACGCGAAUUUUCUGGUGAUGUUACUACAUGGAUAGCUUUGUUCGAUGAAUUUACAUCAUUGGUGCACAACAAUGAAAGGCUUAACACCUUUACUAAAUUGCAUCAUUUGGUAUCUAAAUUGAGUCCGGCCGCAAAGGCUCCUAUAGCUGGCAUAAAAAUCAUUGCUGAAAAUUAUGAAAUAAUAUUGCAAAGGUUGAAAGACCGCUUUGAAAACAAGAAAAUUAUUGCGAAGCAGCAUAUCAAACAAAUUUUUGAGCAUCCUAAGAUCAUUCAUGCGAAUGCAGCUGAUUUACGAGAAUUAAUCGAUACCAUGAAUAAUCACCUUAUAGGUUUGAAAAAUAUUAAUCGUCCAGUUGAAUCAUGGGACGAUCUUAUGGUAUACAUCAUAACAUCUAAGCUUGAUCCCGAUACAUCGAGUAAGUGGAAUGAAAAGGCGCCUAUUGAUCGUGUACCGAUACUCUCUGAAUUACUAAAUUUUUUAAAAGGACGUUGUCAACUUCUUGACAGUAAUUUAAGUUCUGUUUCUUUACCCGUUGGUGCUCUCACUAGUCGUGCUAUAGAGCCAAAAAGGGUUCAAAGAACAGCAAAGUCUUUUGUUAUCAUUAAAAAUUGCUGCAGCUUUUGCCAAAAACCGGGUCAUAGUAUAUAUCGCUGUUCUGAUUUUUUAAGCUUAUCUGUUGCUGACAGAUUGAACAAAGUACAUGCACUUAAACUUUGUGUCAAUUGUCUUAAAUUCAAAAAAUAUCAUUUAUCUGAUUGCACCUCUAAAGGUCGUUGUCACAAAUGUGGCAAAGGCCAUUAUUCACUAUUACAUUUUGAACGCCCGCAAGUGGCAAAUUACACUGCUUCAAAACAUAAUCAAAUCAAUGAAACAAAUCAUAUCGAACCUGCAGAAAAUGCAAAUCAUAACAUGAGUGAUCAAGCACAACCUAAAAAUUUUGCUGCUUUGAAAACACAACACACAGAACGAAGUAUACUGGCUACAGUAGUUGUUUAUAUUAUAUCGAAAUACAACCAACGCUUUCCUUGUCGUGUUCUAUUGGAUGGUGGUUCACAAAUUAAUAUGAUUUCUGAACGCAUGGUUCAUAUGACCAGCGUCAAUACGCUCCAAUUCAAUUUCAAUGUGAAAAUAAAACUGUGGGAACAUCAAACUUGA